This is a messenger RNA of Dicrocoelium dendriticum, 1680 nucleotides long. The record is from the annotation of a GenBank genome assembly. Lineage: Eukaryota; Metazoa; Platyhelminthes; Trematoda; Plagiorchiida; Dicrocoeliidae.
GAGUACCUUAUAAUCUUGGCGGAUGAUGAACAUAUCCUCGCUUAUAGGUUUGAAUGGAAUCAGUGCCAGUACUCUUCCCGUGCUCGGAUUGACCGGCAUCGGGACUGGUCUUAGUUUAGGAUUGUCGCUUCCAACCGCAAACCUUUUAAAUCCCCUAAAACUUGGCUACGAUCAGACAGGCCCUGUGUACAAUGGCCCUGGUUCCCUGACACAGCGCCAACCCUUCAUGCUUAUGAAGCUUGAACUCGAGCAACGGGAAGCCGUCGAUCGUGCGAAGAAAUACGCUAUGGAGGAAAGCAUCAAGUCCGCCCUGGCUAAACAAACUCGCCAGCAGCAGUUGCAGCAAUCUCCUCUUACCAAAAAAACUCAGACGCUCAACCUUUUGAGUCGUAUUUACGUCGGUUCUAUUAGCUAUGACCUAAAAGAAGACUCCAUUAAAGUGGCUUUUCAGCCUUUUGGUCCAAUCAAGACCGUAACGAUGAGUUGGGACGCUGCGACGCAGAAACACAAAGGGUUCGCGUUCAUUGAGUUUGAGUAUCCGGAAGCUGCUCAUUUAGCUGUCGAGCAAAUGAAUAAUGCUAGCUUGGGGGGCAGGCAACUUAAAGUUGGUCGCCCUAGUAACUUACCGCAGGCUGAACCUCUUAUCAACGAAUUGGUAACCGAGUACAAGCUGGAAAAGAAGGUUUAUGUCUCUGGCGUCCAUCUUGAUCUUUCGGAGGAGGAUCUUGCUCUUGUGUUUGAAGCUUUUGGAAAGAUAAUGAGUUGCAAGUUGCAUGUUGAUCAGACUAAAAUGCAGAAACAUCGCGGUUUUGGUUAUAUCGAAUACGAGUCGGAGCAAUCUGCAAAUGACGCUGUAGCCAGCAUGAAUAUGUUCGAUCUGGGAGGGCAGUUUUUAAGAGUAUGCAAGGCUAUCGCGCCUCCUGACGAACCCACUACCACAACUUCCUCCAACUCUGGAAUCCCGACUGCUGCAGCACUUGCAGCUGCUUCCGCUACAGCCCGGGUAAUCGCCAUGGAAACUGAAAGCAUGGCCAAAGGACGGUCGCUCGGAUAGUAGCUUUGGAAGUGAUGGGACACCAUGGCGGUCUUGAUGGGUCGCGAAGAUUGUUCUCCGAACGCCGUACUCGUGGUGCAUUUCUUCUCCUUUAUUCCCCCUCCCCUUUCCCGUGUAACUUCGUCGUCCUUAACCCGUCUGAUGCAUAUUAUCUCCCUGUGUGCGUUUCCCUCUCGCAGCUCUCUUCUUAACCCCCUCCCUCUUUAUCAGGCUGCUUCACUCCCCUCGGAUGCUAGGGCGUCGUACGACCAAUAGAGCAAAGCAUCUCGGUAAUUAACAGCAUUCCAGUUUUCUCAUCGUCCUCGUCUCUACGUAUCAGUUUAGUAUUUGCCACGUUUAGUCGUUUAUUCUCUUCGCAUCGUUUGAUCAAAUCAAUUCCUUCGCUUUCAGUCUCCCGGUUCAAUAAACGCCACUGGAAUGCCGGAUUCCAAUGGAUCUCCCCCAGGUAUACUGUCUUGGGACCACAUAGAAGCUCAAGAAUCAGCUUCUCACCUUCAGUCUGGGUUUAACGAAGAUGACGAUAUGGGCAGCUUGGAGCACCAAGAGAAUUUCCACAUCCGCGGGCGGGAUGCUCGCAACGUGGUUAUGCAGAAAUUGCUCCGCCCCCCACUUCGCGGGUAUGUUCU